This is a messenger RNA of Grammomys surdaster, 1309 nucleotides long. RefSeq names its product POU class 3 homeobox 4 (gene Pou3f4). Gene Ontology annotation, molecular function: DNA-binding transcription factor activity, RNA polymerase II-specific; RNA polymerase II cis-regulatory region sequence-specific DNA binding. Gene Ontology annotation, biological process: brain development; regulation of transcription by RNA polymerase II. The transcript has a single exon. Bases 27 to 1112 code for a protein of 361 amino acids. Gene Ontology annotation, cellular component: nucleus. NCBI's taxonomy places the organism in Eukaryota, Metazoa, Chordata, Mammalia, Rodentia, Muridae. The record is from RefSeq and is a predicted model, not a curated record.
UAACUAGUAGAGGAUCCUCAUCCACCAUGGCCACAGCUGCCUCGAAUCCCUACAGCAUUCUCAGUUCCAGCUCCCUCGUCCAUGCGGACUCCGCGGGCAUGCAGCAGGGAAGUCCUUUCCGUAAUCCUCAGAAACUUCUCCAAAGUGACUACUUGCAGGGAGUUCCCAGCAAUGGGCAUCCCCUCGGGCAUCACUGGGUGACCAGUCUGAGCGACGGGGGCCCGUGGUCUUCCACAUUGGCCACCAGCCCCCUGGACCAGCAGGACGUGAAGCCGGGACGCGAAGAUCUGCAACUGGGCGCAAUCAUCCAUCACCGCUCGCCGCAUGUAGCCCACCACUCGCCCCACACUAACCAUCCGAACGCCUGGGGAGCGAGCCCGGCUCCAAACUCGUCCAUCACGUCCAGCGGCCAACCCCUCAAUGUGUACUCGCAGCCAGGCUUCACGGUGAGCGGCAUGCUGGAGCACGGGGGACUCACUCCACCACCAGCUGCUGCCUCCACACAGAGCCUGCAUCCAGUGCUCCGGGAGCCUCCAGACCACGGUGAGCUGGGCUCGCACCACUGCCAGGACCACUCCGAUGAAGAGACUCCCACCUCUGAUGAGUUGGAACAGUUCGCCAAACAAUUCAAACAAAGAAGAAUCAAGUUGGGUUUCACGCAAGCCGACGUGGGGCUGGCAUUGGGCACACUGUAUGGUAACGUGUUCUCGCAGACUACCAUCUGCAGGUUCGAGGCCUUGCAACUGAGCUUCAAGAACAUGUGCAAGCUGAAACCGCUGCUAAAUAAGUGGCUGGAGGAGGCUGAUUCAUCCACAGGAAGCCCGACCAGCAUUGACAAGAUCGCCGCUCAGGGCCGCAAACGGAAGAAGCGAACCUCCAUCGAGGUGAGUGUCAAGGGCGUACUGGAAACGCAUUUCCUCAAGUGUCCCAAGCCUGCAGCGCAGGAGAUCUCCUCGCUGGCAGACAGUCUCCAGUUGGAGAAAGAAGUGGUGCGUGUCUGGUUCUGUAAUAGAAGACAAAAAGAAAAAAGGAUGACUCCGCCAGGGGAUCAGCAGCCACACGAGGUUUAUUCGCACACGGUGAAAACAGACGCAUCCUGCCAUGAUCUCUGACUGGAGGAAGCAAGGAGGUGGCCCGCUGCACUGGGAGCAGUGCUGAUACAAUUCUCUCUUUACCUUCCUUUCAGUAUUACAUUCUUUAUUAUUGCUAUCUCUCUAGCUUGCUAGCUCUUCCUUUCUUUCACUGGGGUUUCUAACUUCUUAUGACUUAUGUUAAGAAAAAAACCAUACACACACGCGCGCGCACACAC